Messenger RNA from Theobroma cacao (cacao), 1204 nucleotides. RefSeq names its product short-chain dehydrogenase/reductase 1-like. The record is from RefSeq and is a predicted model, not a curated record. Gene Ontology annotation, cellular component: membrane. Gene Ontology annotation, molecular function: oxidoreductase activity, acting on the CH-OH group of donors, NAD or NADP as acceptor. NCBI's taxonomy places the organism in Eukaryota, Viridiplantae, Streptophyta, Magnoliopsida, Malvales, Malvaceae.
GAAAACGUGUUUUAAAAAAUAUUGUAAUGCAAAACAAACGGACCCUAAGGUAGAAGCCGAAGCAACCCAUUUAGUUUCUCCUUGAUCUGUAUCCACUAAAGCAAUUCCCUCUUAAUGGCGGAGUCCUUUCAAAGGUAUGCUGUUGUUACAGGGGCAAACAAGGGGAUUGGACUGGAAAUAUGUAGGCAGUUGGCCUCCAAAGGGGUCAUGGUGGUCUUAACUGCUAGGGAUGAGAAGAGGGGUCUUGAGGCUCUUGAAAAGCUGAAAGACUCUGGUCUCUCUGAUCAUCUAGUUUUUCACCAGCUGGACGUGGCAGACCCUGCUAGCAUCACUUAUUUGGCUGAUUUUGUGAAAAACAGAUUUGGGAAGCUUGAUAUCUUGGUGAAUAACGCUGGUAUAGGGGGAGCUACAGUGAACUAUGAUGCUUUAAGAGCUUCAAGGAUUUCUGCUACUGAGAAAGAUCUGACAACCGUUUGGAGUAAAGUGCUGACUCAAACUUACGAGGGAGGAGAAGAAUGCCUUCACACAAACUACUAUGGCGCUAAAAGAACAGCUGAAGCGCUUGUUCCUUUGCUCCAGUUAUCUGACUCUCCAAGGAUUGUUAAUGUUUCCUCUCUCUGGGGCAAGUUAAAGAAUAUACCGAGUGAACAGCUCAAAGGAGUAUUUAGGGAUGUUGAUACAGAAGAGAAACUCGAUGAGUUACUCUCUGAGUUUCUAAAGGAUUUUAAGGAGGGUUCAUUAGAAAGUAAGGGUUGGCCAACUUGUGUCUCUGCGUACACAGUCUCAAAAGUAGCCAUGAAUGCUUACACAAGGAUUCUAGCCAGGAGAUACCCAAAAUUCAGCAUCAAUUGUGUAUGCCCUGGCUUUGUCAAAACAGAUUUGAGUUUCAAUACUGGUAAGUUAACUGUUGAAGAAGGUGCUGCGACUCCUGUUAAGUUAGCACUCUGGCCCAAUGGUGGUCCUUCUGGCCUCUUUUUCAUGGAGGGUGAACCUGCAUCCUAUGAAUGAGAUUACUGACAAAAAUAGCGAAAUCUCAUCAGAGAGGUGAAACUAGUACAUGAGGACGAUGUUCACAUUCUCUCAUUAUCAAGUACAAUAAGAAAGCUUUAAAAUUCCAAAUGAUGUAAUUUUCUUUGCCAAACUUGAUUCCUAUGUAUGUAGAAAUAUUCUACAAAAAUUUAUAAGAUAAGAUCUAUGUUUGUCA